Neopelma chrysocephalum (saffron-crested tyrant-manakin) is the source of this 731-nucleotide messenger RNA. Its product is annotated as sodium- and chloride-dependent GABA transporter 3-like. The record is from RefSeq and is a predicted model, not a curated record. NCBI's taxonomy places the organism in Eukaryota, Metazoa, Chordata, Aves, Passeriformes, Pipridae. Bases 141 to 731 code for a protein of 196 amino acids. Gene Ontology annotation, cellular component: membrane. Gene Ontology annotation, biological process: sodium ion transmembrane transport. The transcript has 5 exons.
GCCUGUGCCGCCCCGUGUCUCCCGUGCGGCAGAGCGGAGAGCAGUAGCUCGGGGCGAUCCGCCCGGAGCGCAGCGCUUGAGCCACCGCCGGCCCCUGUCCCCGCCGCGCAGGCACGGGCAGAGCCCAGGGCUGAAAAGACAUGACAGCUGAAAAGACUAUUCCUAUAAUUAAUGGCAAGCCAGAAGAUGCUUUGGACCCGGAAGCCUCAAGCACCAACCUUGUCCACAGCAACGAUAAGAAAGUUCACGAAAGAGGUCACUGGAACAAUAAAGUUGAAUUUGUGCUUUCUGUGGCAGGGGAGAUUAUUGGAUUGGGAAACGUAUGGAGAUUCCCAUAUCUUUGCUACAAGAAUGGAGGAGGUGCUUUCCUCAUCCCAUAUGUGGUUUUUUUCAUUUGCUGUGGAAUACCAGUAUUUUUCCUGGAGACGGCCUUGGGACAGUUCACUAGUGAAGGAGGCAUUACAUGCUGGAGGAAAGUUUGCCCUCUGUUUGAAGGCAUUGGCUAUGCUACCCAAGUAAUAGAGGCACACCUAAAUGUGUAUUACAUCAUUAUUUUAGCAUGGGCUAUCUUCUAUUUGUUUAACUGCUUUACUACAGAACUUCCCUGGGCUACCUGUGGGCAUGAAUGGAAUACAGAAAACUGUGUGGAAUUUCAAAAACUUAAUAUGAGCAACUGCAGUCAAGUCUCUUUACAAAAUGCCACUUCUCCAGUGAUGGAAUUCUGGGAGUAA